AUGCUGAAGAGACGAGAACGUGCUUUUGGAUUCGACGGCCGGUUGGGGCAAUUUCCAGGCAAAGUGCAUGUUCGAACCAAGGAGGGUCAAGUUCCUAUCGCCGUUCCAAUGUAUGGUGCAUCACCAGCAAAACGGGAGGUCAUAGAUAAACAGGUGAAGACCUGGUUCGAACAAGGUGUUAUUGAACCAUCGAUCAGUCCUUGGAGUGCACCAGUAGUGAUCGUGUACCGCAAUGGCAAGGCUCGUUUU
Stereum hirsutum FP-91666 SS1 is the source of this 249-nucleotide messenger RNA. RefSeq lists its product as uncharacterized. The record is from RefSeq and is a predicted model, not a curated record. The annotation marks the transcript as partial. The transcript has a single exon. NCBI's taxonomy places the organism in Eukaryota, Fungi, Basidiomycota, Agaricomycetes, Russulales, Stereaceae.